AUGGUAGAUGCAACCUCUGGAGGAUCAUUGCAUAGUAAAACCUCAGAGGAAGCUCUCCAAUUGAUUGAGACCAUGGCUGCAAAUAAUUUUAUGUCCUCAAAUGAGAGGUCAAUAGGGAGAAAGGGUAUUAUGGAGUUAGAGACACUAGAUGCCAUACUUGCUCAAAACAAACUUAUGUCUAAACAAUUGACUAAUCUCAACAAACAGUUUGGGCAAUUGCAGGUUGGAGCUAUAGGUUCUCAACUUUUAGUAUGUGACUUUUGUGGUGGUAAACAUGAAAAUGGAGAAUGUGAAGCUGGUACAUCAACUCAGUUAUUUGUUGAGCAGGUAAAUUACACGGGAAAUCCUCCAAGGCAACAAAAUAACCCCUUUUCUAACACAUAUAAUCCAGGGUGGAGGAGUAAUCCUAAUUUUUCCUGGAGUAAUCAAAGGGCUCAGAAGAAUUUUAAUGCUCCAUUUCAAGCUCUAGUAGCCCAGCCACCUACUCAACCAAAACCAUCUGCAUUGGAAGUUGCUUUAGAAAAGUUAUCUCAAUCAACAACAAGUUUUGUGCAGCAGACCUCUAGUUUCAUGCAAGAAAUAAGAGCUAAUUUUAAAAAUCAAGAAGCUUCAAUUAGAAAUUUGGAGAGUCAAGUUGGGCAAAUUGCAAAACAGUUGGCAGAAAAACCACCAGGAACAUUUCCCAGCAAUACUGAGCCAAAUCCUAAGAAGCAUUGUAAGGCAAUCACUUUGAGAAGUGGCAAGACAUUGGAAGUACAGCCUAGAGAGAGCAAGGAGGAGGAAAUUAAGAGUCCUCAAAUGGAGGAUAAAGUUGACGUUGAAGAUCUUUCAUUUGAGAUUUCAAAUAAAUUUCAAGAGCAGGGGAAGCAACAAUUUAGUGAGUCUUCCAAAGGAAAGAAGAAAGUUGUAGAUUGGGACAAAACUGUUGAAUUGUCCCCAUAUGCUAAAGUUCCUUUUCCACAGAGACUUCAGCAGCAGAAUCAAGACAAACAAUUUUCUAAGUUUUUGGAAGUGUUUAAAAAAUUACAGAUUAACAUUCCAUUUGCUGAAGCCUUGGAGCAAAUGUCAUUGUAUGCCAAGUUUAUUAAAGGUUUGCUUUCAAGGAAGAGGAAAUUGAAGGAAGAUGAAACUGUGAUGCUUACUGAAGAGUGUAGUGCUAUCAUUCAAAGGAAAUUACCUCAAAAGCUGAAAGACCCAGGUAACUUCCACAUUCCUUGCACUAUUGGUAGUUUGACCAUUGGUAGAGCAUUGUGUGACCUUGGGGCUAGCAUCAAUUUGAUGCCAUUAUCCAUCAUACAUAAACUAAAAAUUAAGGAAGUGAAGUCUACCAUGAUUUCAUUAUAA
Abrus precatorius (Indian licorice) is the source of this 1344-nucleotide messenger RNA. RefSeq lists its product as uncharacterized. The coding region runs from base 1 to 1344 and encodes 447 amino acids. The record is from RefSeq and is a predicted model, not a curated record. Lineage: Eukaryota; Viridiplantae; Streptophyta; Magnoliopsida; Fabales; Fabaceae. The transcript has a single exon.